GUGGAGAGGAGCGCAUUGUGGCUCAGGCUGUGCAAAGGGGAAGAACACAUAGGAAAGGGCCAAAGCAGGGCUGCUGACAUGGUGCUGCGGAUCCCUCUUCGCCGGAGCGCCAGCUUCACUCCAGACCACCAUUCGGUUGGGGAGACCCCUCCUGCCACCCCACUCAAGGUGGAAGCCAACGUGGUGGUCCUUGGGGCAGGCCAGGUGGGCAAGUCAGCUUUGACAGUGCGCUUUCUCACCAGGAGGUUCAUUGGGGAAUAUGGAGAUAUGGAAUCCAUCUACACCCACACUUUGGCAACGGAAGGCAGAGAGAUCCUCUUCCACAUCUGGGAUUUUCCUUACUCGCAGAAGUGGACGGAGGAGAGCUCCCCUGAGGAAAAGCGCAUCCAAUGGGCCGACGGCUUUAUCCUGGUCUACAGCAUCUGUGACCGAGCCAGCUUCAACAGUCUGCGACCCAAAGUCCAAGUCAUCAAGGCAGCCAAGGAAGGCCCCGGCCAGGAGAAAGUGCCCAUCGUCAUUGUGGGAAACAAGCGAGACCUCCACCAUCGGCGCGCCGUCUCCAGCGAGGAAGGCCGCCUCCUGGCACGCUCCAUGGACUGCGAGUUCUAUGAAGUGUCGGCAGCGGAAGCCUAUCACGGGGCGGUCAUGGUCUUCCAUGCCGUGGCGGAGCGCAUCUCUGAAGCCAAGCUGGCCCUCAAGAAAGGCAACGGCAUCCGCAGCAUCGUCAAGAGUGUCUCGGCUGUGUUCGCCCGGAAAAGGACAGACUCGAUGUGAAUUAGGCAAGGGACCUGGGGAUCAAACUGAGUGUGGUCUCUCUCUGUGUAAAGUCAAUAACUCUAAACCAGAAAUGGGAGACUCCAGGGCCAGCCCAGUUUGAGAGGCACUGACACUGAUGGUAACCCUAAGGCAGCAUUUCUCAACCUUGGGGGUCGGGACCCCUGGAGUUGUGAGGGCAUUUCAGAGGGGUCACCAAAGACCAUACGAAAACACAUAUUUCUGAUAGUCUUAGGAUUCCCUUCGGCAGAGAAGGCUGAAGAUCUCUUCUCCUGUCCUUCUCUUCCUUUUUGGAAACAGACGGUGAAUACUCCCACCAAAAGCCCUCCUCCACUGUGAUUGUCCAUUCUCUCAGCCAGCCUCUCAGCCAAAGCAGGGAGAGGAGAGCAGGCAUGCUCGGCUCAUGGCAAUGUGGUGCGCAUGUAUCCCUUAAGGCAUGGGGGUUCUAUGUGCAACAUGCUUUAAAAUGAUCCUGUGCAUGAAACAAAGUUGGUGUACGUGAAACCAUCAGAAAAGAAGUGUGUCUCCAUCUCAGCCACCCAUGUGGACAACCUUCAAAAAUUUGGAAUUUUGUGUAUGGGAUUCUCCACCUGUACAGGCCUUCCCACUGCAUAUAUAUAGUCAUCCCCUUAUUGUUGAAACAUAGAGUGUCUCAGGUCACGCUGUUAUUUGCAAAUGCAUUCUAUCAGACUCUUUGAGCACAACUGAAACUUUGUC
Messenger RNA from Anolis sagrei ordinatus, 1491 nucleotides. Its product is annotated as ras-related and estrogen-regulated growth inhibitor-like protein. The record is from RefSeq and is a predicted model, not a curated record. Lineage: Eukaryota; Metazoa; Chordata; Lepidosauria; Squamata; Anolidae. Gene Ontology annotation, molecular function: GTPase activity; GTP binding.